UUGCAGCUAACCGCAUCUCUUUUAGAGUUGCGACCAUGUUUCCAACGUUAUGCGAAUAUUCGACUGGUAAAUGUCAAACCAUAUCACAGCGAAUGGAGAAUGCGGACUGAAGACAACUGUUUGCAAUUUUGUGGCGACACCGCGUCUCGCUGUCGCUCGAUUGUGUACGAUACCGUGCAACAUAUAUGUCACUUCUUUCUGGAUGAAGGUGACGACGUCACUGUUCCCGCUGCUAAAAUGAUUUAUCUACGCGUUGUCAAUAAGGACUGUUUAGCUCGCUCACAGCAGUCCAGUGACACGAAUAUCAUACAAUCUCAAGAGACAUUCGCUUCUCCUGCUAAU
Messenger RNA from Strongylus vulgaris, 342 nucleotides. The record is from the annotation of a GenBank genome assembly. NCBI's taxonomy places the organism in Eukaryota, Metazoa, Nematoda, Chromadorea, Rhabditida, Strongylidae.